AUGGUUCCACGUCCGGAGGAUGAUGAUAUUGUGGUUGAACCCGCUGACAAUGAUGGCUUGAGAUAUGGCAAUUCAUCGUAAGUGGUUUUUCUUGGGAAAUUGGGGGGAAAAUAUGAAAAUUAACAUUUUUUGGGGAGAUUUCGAGAUUUUAAACCCAUGUUUGCAGGGUUUUCACUUACAAAAUUAAAUUUUCCCCUAGAAACAAAUAAUUAUUUGUUAGAUACUAAUAUAAUUAUAAUUAUACACACAAAGAUGGACCUAAAAAUGAUGGAUAUGGGAAGAGGAAUAGCCAUCUGUUUAGAUAUUUUGUUCAAAAAUUUUUCGCAGUCUCAAAAAUACCGUGACACUUCCAUUUCAUUCUCAUUUUCACUACUUGCCACCCACAAAAUCAAUCAAUCUCAAAAAUGUUACAUAAUGUACUUGACACUAGUUGACCUAUCUCCUCUCAUCUUUUUUCGUUCGUUCAUUCACAUCUUCCAAAUUUCGCUGUCACUCAUCUCAUUUCUCUCUGCUCGUCUGUGUCUCUCAUUUCUUCACACUCUCUCUCUUGGGGUCUCUCUACGAGUUACUAAAUCUUCUUUUAACCACCACCAUCACUUUUAUUAUUAUUAUUUAUUAUUAUUAUUUAUCGACUUUGUAAUGAGCGUUUUAUGACUUUCCGCUUUUUGGGGCUUUAAGGGUUUUUAGAGAUCUUAAGGUUAAACCUAAGGAAUAAUUAGAGCGUUAAGCCUAAUUAGAAAAUAUCGAAAGGAAGUUGUUCGGUUAAGGUUAAGCUCUUAAUUUUUUUUAUCGGCCUAACAAUAAGAAAGGCUUCUGGCAUAAUUGAGAUUUUCUCGAGAACUUAAGGUAAAGCCUAAGGUUAAACCUAAGGAAUAAUUAGAGUUUUAGGCCUUACUUGGGAAAAUUAGAGGAACUAGAAUAAAAAAUUUGGAAAAUUUUGAAUUCAAAUAUUUGAAAAUUUCAAGUUGAAAAAAAAAUAAUUUAAAAAAAAAUUUUGACAAAAAUUUCAAUUCAGAAAAUAUCAAAAAACUAUAUUUUUUUCCUAUAUUUGCUGAACCAAAAAUUUUUUUUAAAAAUUAUUUUUUUCGACUUGAAACGUGGUUAUUUAAAAAUUUGCAUUAAUUUCAAAAAUUUAAGCUGUUUCUUGAGAUUCAAAAAUUUUGCCACGUGGAUUUUUGGGCUCAACAUUUUUUUUAAAGCCUAAAGGCUCUUAACUUUGCAUCUUUGAAUUCUCUAUUGUUAAGCCUAAGCCUAACUCUUUUUCUUAAGCCUAAAUUUGGACCUAAGCCUAAGCCCAAAGCCUUAUUUUUUAAAAACCAAAUUCAGGGUCACUUGUUUAAGUAGCUUGCCGUAAUUUAUGAAGUUCCAAAUUAAGCCUAAAUUUAAACCUAAGCCUAAAUCUAAAGCCUUAUUUUUUAAAAACCAAAUUUAGGGUUAAAGCUUGCCGUAAAUUUUGAAUUUCACAGAAAUUCCAAUUAUUACCUUAGCCAAAGCCUAAAGUUCCGAAAUAAGCCUGAAUUUGAACCUAAGCCUAAAUUUCGGCCUAAAUCUAAAGCCUUUUUUUUAAAACCAAAUUUAGGAUAAAUUGUUUAGCUCGGCCUAAAUUCUGAAUUCCAUUAAAAUCCUAACAUUUUGACUUAGCCUAACCUCCCAAAUUUUUUUUUAUACUGUAUCAAAAAGUGCAGCAAAAUAAAUAUGGCUCAAGUAUGUUUGCACAUGUUUUUGAUAUAUGUCGACACACUAAAAUUUGAUAUCGAUUUUAUUUGUUCUCCAAAUUUUCUGAUUCUUGGCUCAGCGCCAGCGCCACCAAAAAAGUUAAUCCAAAACUUUUCCCUUUCCCUACCACUCUCUCUCAAUUUCCCGUGCUAUUUCUCGACAUUUUUGGCUCCACACACAAUCAAUCUUCAUCAUUAUUCUGGUGCUUUUUGCUUUUUCUCAACCAACUUUUGUGAUUUAGUGAGCUGCGAGAGAAAGAAUUGCAACAUUUUUGAAUUUAUGUUCCUUUAAAUCUGCGGGGUACUGUAUCUUACUUAUUUGCCUAAUGAACAGAUGUUAUAUUUUUUGGGGGCGCUUGGGAUUAUUAAGUACACUUGAAUCUAAAAAAAUUGUGCACUUGAGCAUUUUUUUUUGAAAAAAAAGUACAAUGUUUUUGGGCUCACUAACUAUACAUAUUUUUCCAUGAAUUUCGAAUUUAAUUUCACUCAAAAAUGCAAUUUUCUUCUUUCGUUUUCAAGACUUGUCACUUUCUUUCUUCCUUUUUCACUCUGAAUUUUAAACGAAAAAAGAUGGACAAGAAAGAAAAGAAAAGAGAAUUGAAAUAGAAGGAGGCGAGUUGACAAAAUGAGUAAUGAGCUUGGAAUUGGUGAGGCCCAUAUAUUUCUCUUUUUGUCACACUUUUAUGGAGAGACCACCGGAAUGGGAAAUUUUGGGAUUUUUUUUGGAAUUUUUUGUUGAAAAUUCUAAAAUCACUAUUCUAUUUCUGAACUUCCCUACGUGGAUUUUCAACGAAAACGUGGAUUUUCAACGAAAAAUCCCAAUUUUCCCAGCUGAAAUUACAUUUUUAAUUAUUUUUUUGAAUUUUCAAUUUUCCUGUCCAAAAAUGUGAUUUUAAAAAUAAAUUCUCUUUUUUUUUUGAAUUUUUUUCUGUAAAAUGUUCGUUUCACUUUGAUUUUCACUCUGACAAGCAGCCAGGUCUUGAGAGCUUUUUUUUCGUGUCAAGUAGCCGAGUCUAGAAAACCUAGUUGUCAAGGAUCGGCGCCUAGAGACUUCCAAUUUUCAAGGAUCAACUCCUAGAGAGCCUAGUUCUGAAGUAGCUGUGCCUACAGAAGCUGAUUGUCUAGGAGCCGCGCCUUGUGAGCUUCUAUAUCAAGUAGCCGAGCCUAGAAACUCCUAUCGUCUAGGACCCGCGCCUUGAGAGGUCUUUUACUAUAGCAGCCGCUUUGGGAGCCUAGCUGUCAAGCAGCCAAGCCUAGAAAACCUAGUUGUCAAAAAUCAGCGCCUUAGGAACCCAGUUGUAUAGGGCCCGCAUCUAGAUUUCCACUAUGACAAGGAGUCGCGCCUUGAGAAUCCAAUUGUCUAGGAUCUGUGCCAUGAGAGCUCUUUUGUCAAGCAGCAACGCUUUGAGAGCCUAGCUGUCAAGUAGCCUCGCCUAGAGAUUUAAAUUUUCAAGGAUCAGCGCCUAGAGUUUCCGAAGUCUACUGUAGUUUUGGUUUCCUAGGCCAUUUCAAUUCUGAGAAAUCCAACGUGGAAUCAGAAUUUUAGAAAAAUUCUAAACUUCCCUAAAAAAAUCCACGUGAAAUUUAGAACCCUGAAUUUCUAUUGAAUAUUUUCCAUUUGUUUCAACUUCCGGAAAAAUUCAAUUUUUCAUGUUUCGAAAUCCCGAAUUUUAUCCCCAACCAAAAAUUAUCCAGAUUUCGAAAUGUUUUCCACCAAAUCCAAUUUUUCUCCAUUUUCCAAAUUUUCAAAGCAAAUUUGAAAUUUCCCACUAAAAAUCAAUAAUAAUUAAUUAAUUUUUUAGCGCAUUAUAUUUUUCUCUAGGUGUCAUUUUUGUCACCCUUUCCUCUUCUUUUCCUUCCUACUCCAAUUAGUAGUACACCAAAUUGGUGUAUCCACCCUAAUCCCGCCAAAAAACAAAAACCAACAGGUCUGGCGAACCGUAUUUAUUUUGUCACCUUAUUAUAUUAUUUACCAACGCCAUUUUUUCUUGUUGGAAAGUUUUUUCUGAUAUUUUUCAUUAGAAAAAUUCUUGAUCUACCCUCGAAAAAACCGAUUUUUUUUUGUUGAAAAUUAUAUUUUUAAAAUUUUUUUCAAAUUUUUUACAAAAUUUUUUAUCGAUUUUUUCAAUUUUUCCAAAAUCCCUCCCCAAAAAACUCACCAAUCGCUUCUAUUUCUCAAAUCAUCGAAAAUCCUCCAAAUUUUCCACGUAAAAUCCAAUUUUCCAUCAUUAUUUCAAGCUGAAAAUCAGAAAAUUUGAAUUCUGCUAACUCCAUUUAUGUUUCUCUAGAAAAACCCACCUUUUUCGAUAAUCCUUGAGAUUUCCGUUGGAAGCGAUGAUUUCAGCCUUGUAGAACAUCUGAAAAUUCAAUUUUUGACUGAAAUCCUAUGAUUUUCCCCGGAAACCUGAAACCCGCGCGAAAAAAAACGAAAAAUGAAAAUAUUCUCGUGUUGCGCUAAACAGCGGGCAAGCGGAGUGUCGUUGUAAAACGCCAAAUUUUCACCGAUUUCGUUUUUUAUAUCUAUAUCUAAGAGAGAGAUUUUUCGUGUUCAGAUCCAUGGAAGGCACAUCAACCGGGCAGCGGCCUUAUAUUCGGCUAACUUCGAAAUUUCAAAAUUUGACCAAGGAUUCGGGAAAUGAUGUGAGGUUCAAAUGUGAGGCGAUCGGAACACAACCGCUGAAUUUUAUGUGAGUUUUUUUUAAAUUCAAAUUCACAAACGAAAAAAUGUUUAAAAAUGUUUUUUUAACGUUUCAAAAUCAGUUUUUCAAGUUUUUUGCAAAAAAUGAUGACAAAUGGAAAUUUUUGAAGCUUCUGGAGUGAUUUCUGAUGAAAAUUGACAUUCAGAAGUUUUUUCUGAUUUUUCGUAGAAUAAAAAAAAUUUAAAUUUUCAUGGAUUUCGAAAAAAUUGAUAAAAUGAGGGAAAAUAAGGUUCUCGAAGCUUAUUUUCAUAAAAAAUCACUCCAGAAGCUUCAAAAAUCUCGAUUUGUCAUCAUUUUUGGCUGAAAAACUCGAAAAACAAAUUUUUUAAAACAUUUUUCCGUUCGUGAAUUAGAUUUCGCACUGAAAAACCCUUUAAAAAGUGUUUUGCUCAAAAUUUCGCCAGAAAAAUUCAAUUUUCAAAUUUUCCAGGUGGCUAAAAAACAACGCACCGGUUGAAAAAUCAAAACGAGUUCGGAUACGAAACAAAGAAUCCUCAUCUCGUCUAAUAAUACAAAAUCUAGAUGUUUUGGAUAGCGGUUAUUAUCAAUGUGUUGUGUCAAAUUCAGCAGCUUCAGUGAAUACUACAAGUAUUUUAAGGGUGAGUUUUGUUAGGGACGGGGUUUAAAGGCGCAUUUAAUUAUACUGUAUCCUACGCUGUAGGACCUACAGUAGUAUUUUAAAGGCUCACCAGAACAUUUCCAAAAUUUUUCCCUAACCUACUAUACAAUUCUGACCCCCCCCUUUAAACUAUUCUCAAAUCUCAUUUGUCCACCCACAAAUCCUAAAAUGUUUUUUUUGCGCCUCAUCAUUAACUGAAUGUGUUUCCCCCCUUCCUCCUUCUUUUUUCGGCCCCAACCAUCAGCUGCGCGAAUUUGUAAAUUGCAAAAAUUUCAUUCUCUUUUUGUCUUCUUUUUCCUCGCUGUUUUGGGGUGGUGUUGAAAUUGUCGUAUAGAUUACGAAAUUUUCAUUGGUCCCGACUUUUUCGCUUUUUUUUGAAGUGAAAAAUAGCGAUUUUCACUUGAAAAUUCAUGGUUUUUGGUAAAAAUUGAAAAAAAAAAUAAAAUUAUUGUCCGAGAGAACUACACAGAUAAACUUCCCUUCGAGAUAUUUUCAAAGUUUUGUGUGCGCCUUCAAACAGACUACUGUAGAAAAAUCUUUUAUUUUUCUCAUUCUUUUCAUUUUUCAUCGAAAAUGCAUUGUUUUCAGCUAAGAAACCAUAAAAAUGAUAAAUUUUUCGUAUUUUUUUUCAAAUGUCCUCUAAGUCCAAACUGCUCUCUCUCUAAAAUUGAUGAAAAACUUGCUCCCCGAGCAACAACAGCUCAAAAAAAGCUCUAUCGGCUCAUAAAUCACCCAAAAUCCCAUUCACAACCGCUUUUCUGUUAUUUGUUGCACUUCUUUUUGUCUUCAAUUUUGUUGCUCGAUGCUUUUUUUUAAAGUUUUUAGCCCAAAAAUAUUUAUUUUUUUGCCAAAAGGUCAUCUCAAUAUUUUGUUUAGGUUAGGUUAGAUGGGUUUGGUGAUGGAUUGGGUGUAUGUUUUUUGGCAGACACCUCUCUUUUUCACAAUAUUCUCGCCUGCACUCUCUCGAUUUCCCAUACUCUCUCACCUUAUCUAACUGAUGUUCCUUCCCCCCCCCCAUCUUUUCUUUCUCUCUGUCUAUAGGUUGGGUUUUUCUGUGUGUUGCUAUUCAUUCACCAUAUUCACAUCAUCAUCAUUAUAUGUUUUAUUCAACACACAAAAAAAGUGCCAUUGAAAUGUUGCACCUGCGCUCGCGUCCCACGCGGGACCACCCAAGACGAUUUUGGCACCUGCGUCCAAAAAACUUUUUUCUUCUUCUCCUUCUUUCUAUUCAUUCAUUUGAAUAUAUAUGUAUUUAUGUGAGAAUAACCUCAUUUUUAUCUUUGCUCGUUAUCAUUUCUCGUUUUUAUUUAUGACCGAAAAUAUAUGUGCUGCUACUUUUUUCGACGCGGCGGGGGAAAAAUUUACGAAUUUUUUUUUGGGAAUUUGAAUUUGAAUCUUGAAAUUCGUGUAGUUCUCUUGGAGGAAUUCGGAGAUUUUUGGAAUAUUCAAAGGAACACACACAUUAUUGUGUAGAUAUUUUCUUGAAAAUCUCUGUAGUUUUCUCGGACGACGAAUUGAAAAUUCCAAAAUUUUCAAGCUUGAGGAUUUGUUUCUUCUCAGAAUUGUUUUUUUCAAAGGUAAAUCUCAAAUUUUGGUGAAUUCGAGAAAUUUUCAAUUUUUCAAAGAUUAAGUAGCCGAGCCUAGAAAGCCUGUUUGUGUAGGACUCGCGCCUUGAUAACCAGUGCGACUAGGCGCGACGCCUUGAUGUCUUCUAAGUCAAAUAGCCGAGUCGAAAGAACCCAAUUGUCAAGGGCCAGCGCCUAGAGAGCCUAUUUCUCAAUUUUCUUUUAAAUUUAGCACAUUUUGAUCGAAAAACAACGAAAAAAACGUUUUUUUUUAAACAUUGAAAUUCACGAAAAGCCAAAAAAUGUCGAAAAAACAUUGUAGGUUAAAGUUUGUUUUUUUUGAGUUUUUCUGUUAAAAAUUAUGAAAAAUUGAUAUUUUCGAAGGUUCUGGAGCAAUUUCUGAUGAAAAUUGACCUUUGGAAGUUUUCAGUAGUUAUUGCUGAAAAAUUAAUAAAUUGAUGUAAAAUAGGGUUCUUCAAGCUUAUUUUCAUCAGAAAUCACUCCAGAAGCUUCAAAAAUCUCAAUUUUUCAUCAUUUUUGACUGAAAAACUCGAAAAACUAAUUUUGACCUACAAUGUUUUCUCGUGAAUUGAUCUCUCAAUGUUAAAACAUUUUUUUUCGUUCGUGAAUACAGUUUUCACACCUAAAAAUUCCCACUCUAAGCCCAUUCUUUUUUGUCGGACACCGCCAAAAACCCACUCAUCCCCUCCCCCCGUAUUUAUAUAUAUUUUCCCACUUUUCAUGCUAAAAGUGAAUAAAUCAGAUUAUAUUCAAAUCUGUCUGUGUGCUGUGUCCUUUUUGUAUCUCCCUUUCUUGUUUUUCUUGGGGUCUUCUUCUAUUUUUUGAUUGAUUAGAGCAUCUGGCAAGAACCAAAAGAUGUCUCUGUGUGUACUAUUCUUCUUCUUCAUUUUGUGUGAUGCCCUAAAAUAGAAGACGAAGUUGACUCAUUUAUUUUAUUGGUCACCAUUUUCACACCGAAAAUUUGGUGUGUGAAAAUGCAUAAAUUUGAAUUUUGCGCUUUAUAGCAUUGUUAUCAAUAGAGCGAACUUGACAAUAAUUUUUUUUUUCAAACGCGCUCCACUGAUAAAUUCCCUUUUAUCUUGCAGGUAAACAACAUCCCGGAUGCUCUAAAAUCCUCCAAAACCUCGAAAAAGCAGCCAAGUUUUGUGGACGAUUACGAAGAUUACGAGCUAAUGGAUCGCGGACGAUUACCCGACGAAGAGGAGGCGGAUUUGUAUCGAGUUCCCGAAAAUGCGGCUGGCUCAAAUUAUGCGCAGAUUGGAGUCAGCGAACGAUGGCUGGAUGGUAUCAAAUACCGUGUUGGUGAUUGUGUGCAAUAUCGCGGAGAGGCUUGCCGCAAUUAUUUGAGCAAUAAAUAUGUGAUGAUGACGAAUGAGAGUCGAGAGGAGAUGUAUGAUAUUGGUAAGGGUUUUGGAGGAUUCAGGAUUUACGAAAAAAAAAGUCAGAAACCCAAAAAAGUGAUUCACGAAUGGUAUUUUUAUUUAUUUUUUUUCAAUAUUUUCUAAACACAAGUGAAGCUAAAACGCAUUUUAGUGUCCAGAAAUGAUAUUUCAAGACUUUCUAAUCAGCCUAAAAACAAGUUGAGCCUUCAAAAUCAAAUUUUUGAUUUUCGAAAAUCACCUAUUUCAUUUUUUGGGAGAUGUUUGUCUUUCAGACCACCCUGGGAAAUUUUUACGUGGCACCGUAAAACGCAAAAUGAGUGUUUUACGGUUCUAAAAUACCGUAAAAUUCGUAAAAUUUUUUCACUGACAAGGGAACCUUUUUUACUCAACACUUCAAACCUUGAUGAAAUUUUGUCCAGAGACAGCUUUUGGGGUCAUAAGAACACCCUAAAAAUUUAAGUUACCCAAUGGACCUAUGAGCCAAGUUCUGGGCUCUCAAAAACUCAAAAAAGGCCUAAAAAUGGUCAUAAAAGUCAUCAUAGCUCCAUUUCAAAAAAUUUUUUGGGAGAAAUAAAGUUUCAGAUAUUGAUCAGCAUAGUCGAAUUACUAAAAGUACAUCAAUAAAAAAUAUAUUUUCGAAAAAUUUUGAAGUUUUUUAUUUUUGGGCUGAAAAUUCAUGAAAAUUCAUAUGUGCCCCUGCUCAUUCUUUUUUCCAAAAUCAAAAAUUUUUCCGAAAAUUAGAUUUAUUGAUGGAUUUUGGGUAAAUCGACCACGCUGAUCAUCAUCUGCUACUCAGUUUUUCAUAAAAUUGAUCGAGAAUUGAGUUAUGACGUGUUUUAUGAGCCAAUUUUGGCAAUUUUUGAACUUUUGAGAGCCCAGAACUUGGCUCAGAGGUCCAUUGGGUAACUAAAAUUUUUAGGGUGUUAUUAUGACCCCAAAAACUGUCCAUGGACAAAAUUUCAUCAAGGUUUGAAGUGUUGAGUAAAAAAGGUUCCCUUGUGAACCUUUUAACUGAAAACAUCAAGAAAUUUCUCUAAAAAUUGGAAGUUAGUAACUCCAACAUAAUUUUAACAACAUUAUUCUCCAUAUCCAUCAGAAAAUUAAUUAAUUAGGCUUAUCUCAAAAUUUUAUUUGAAAAAUGUUGAAUUUUUUUUUGAAGUUUCAAUUUGAUUCUGUCAAAAUUCAUUAUAAUUAGUGCUAUUUUCGUAAAAAUUAUUUUACGAUUUUUUUGGCAGCGUAAAACCGUAAAAUGGAUUUUACGGCGAAAACCCGUAAAAACCGUAAAACGUAAACGUAAAAUUUCCCAGGUCUAAAAUUCAGACUGAUUAGAAGGUCUUGAAAUAGCAUUUCUGGAUACUAAAGUGCGUUUAAGCUUCACUUUAUUCAGUGUGUUGAGAAAAUGGUGAAAAAUGAAUAAAAAUACCAUUCGGGAAUCACUUUUUUGGUUUUUAACGUUAAAAAAACGCAUAACGUGUCAACAUUCCCAUCAUUUUCCAGAUCGAAAUCUUCGCGCAGCCAUGUUAUUCAUCAACGGCGCUCCCACAAUAUCACAAGAAUGUCGUCAACUCAGCGAGGCGGUCGCCUGUCAUCACAUGUAUAAAGUGUGCGAUUCGGAGGCCAACAAUCAAAUCGUGUCGAUUUGCAAACACGAUUGUGAUCAGAUUCAGAAUCACGAGUGUCCGUCGGAAUUGGCGCUGGCCGCCCAACACGAACUCGUUGGUGACACACCGAAAGCGUUGUUUCCGUUGUGCUCGAAAUUGACGUCCACCUCGAAUUGUAUACCGGUUAUGGGUUUUGCUAAUAAGAAUAAGGUUGGUUUUUUAUUAUCAUUGGAGCGCAUUUCCAUCCAUUUUUACAAAUCUGCUCCAUUGAGAAAAUGAUUCUCAUUAGAGCAAGUUUGGAAAUUUUUCAUUCCUCCGAACAAAAGCUGAGAAUUUCCUCUCCAAUUUUAUAUUUUCCCAGAAUCCCUCUUCAUCCUCCCCAUCCAACAAUCGUGGACCACUCACCCAUUGGUGCUAUGUCAACACUGGAACUCAAUACGAGGGAAGUGCCUCGCAAACCGUAACCGGAAAGACUUGCGCAAGUUGGCGUGAGUCGACAGCUCGUGAAUUCAACAUUCAUCGAUACCCGGAACUCGGAAAUUCGAAAAAUUAUUGUCGAAAUCCCGGAGGCAAGAAAUCACGUCCCUGGUGCUAUUCAACAUUGGGACAAGAAGAAUAUUGUGAAUUGGAACAAUGUCCGAAAGAUAUGUAUCCACAUUUAUCUGAGGGUGGCAAAAAGAGUGAAGGAGGAAGUGGCGGUGGAUUGACUGAAUCGAUCACUGCACUAUGGGAUUCGCUGGAUCCCACAGGACAAGUCGCCCUUGUUGGUGGAGGCGUAUUCUUCUCACUCAUCCUGCUCCUUUUGUUCUGUUGUGCUUGCUGUUGUCGGGCGAAGAAAAAAUCGCCGGGCGGGAAACGACCCGCACACCAUAAUCAACAUCAUCAUCAUCAUCAAGGAAUCCCCCUUCAACCACCAUCGAUUAUAAAUAGCGCGGCGAAUUCGGCGUAUUAUCGAAAAUUGAAUGGGACGAGUACACCAAUAAUGGCACGGAAUGAAAUGGCUUCACUUCUUGGUCCCCCACCGUAUCCCGUUGAUUUACCCCCACAUUUUCCACCGCCAAUCGAUGAUAAUUCAUAUCGAGUUCUAGAAAUCGCACCGUCUCAACUUGCAGUGCGAGAAUUGAUUGGUGAAGGGCAAUUCGGUGUUGUACACUCGGGAAUCUAUACAAGUGGAUUAUUCGGCCCGGAAUCUAUGGCAGUUGCUGUGAAAAAAUGUCGACAAGAUGCUACUAAUGCUGAAAGAGCGAGUUUGGAGCAAGAAAUUCGGACGGUCGCCUCAUUUGAUCAUCCAAAUGUGAUUAAAUUGAUUGGUGUUUGCUAUUAUGAUGGUGGAAAUCUGACGGCUGUUUUUGAAUAUAUGGUUCAUGGGGAUUUACAUGAUUUGUUGCGAUUGCGAGCCCCGGUGGAUCAUGCAAAUAUGGAAGAUAAUGCUGAUUUUUUGAACAUCGCUACGCAAAUCGCGCAAGGUAUGGAAUACCUUGCAUCGAUGUCAUUUGUACACCGUGAUUUGGCCACAAGAAAUUGCCUGGUUGGUGAUAAUCGAACGAUUAAGAUUGCGGAUUUCGGAUUGAUGCGAACUUGCUAUGACACGGAUUAUUACAAAAUGCUACAUCGAUCUUGGAUGCCUGUACGAUGGAUGUCGAAAGAGGCGAUUGAACAGGGAAGAUUUAGUGAGGCGUCGGAUGUUUGGUCGUAUGGUAUUACUUUGUGGGAGGUUUGGUCGUAUGGAAGACAACCUUAUGAAGGGGCGAAUAAUCAACAGGUUAUUGAAUUGAUUGCCAAUCGACAUUUGUUGGAAUGUCCGCAUAAUUGUCCAACUAAUAUUUAUAGGUAUGUUGUUUCACGAAAUAAAAAAAGUUUUUUUAACGUUAUAAAAACUCAGAAAAGCGAUUCACGAACGGUAUUCUUAUUCAUUUUUUACCAUUUUCUUAACACACUGAAUAAAGUUAAGCUAAAACGCAUUUUAUUGUUUAGAAAUGCUAUUUCACGACCUUCUAAUCAGUCUAAAAGACAAAUCAAGCCUUCAAAAUCAAAUUUUUGAUUUUCGAAAUGUUUCGAAAAUCAUUAAUUUCAUUUUUUGGGAGAUGUGAGACUUAAUUUGUCUUUUAGGCUAAUUAGAAGGUCUUGAAUGAGCAUUUCUGGACACUAAAAUGCCUUUUAGCUUCACUUUAUUCAAUGUGUUGAGAAAGUGGUGAAAAAAUGAAUAAAAAUACCGUUCGUUAAUCACUUUUUUGGGUUUUUAACGUUAAGAAACGUUAAGAAAACGUUAACAGACGUUAAGAAAACAAAAAACUUGAUGAAAAUCUCCUAUUUUUCAGUCUAAUGGUCGAAUGUUGGCAUGAGAAUACAGAAAGACGACCAACAUUUUCGGAAAUUCGAAGUCGUUUACAAAGUUGGUCAUUAGCCAGUCCGGCACAUUCAAUAUUACAACAACAACAACAUAAUACACGAGCAGGAUCUCAUAGUGGCUCAUCUGGAGCUGGAAGAAAUCAAGGAGGCGGAGGAAGAAGUUAUCAAAAAUCUCAUCGAAAUCGGGCGCCUGAUGGAGCAUCUCCACUUAUGAAAAGACAUCAUCAUGAUGCAAAUUAUGCGUAUAGUGAAGAAGGUGAUGAGUCGGAUUGA
Caenorhabditis angaria is the source of this 12224-nucleotide messenger RNA. Lineage: Eukaryota; Metazoa; Nematoda; Chromadorea; Rhabditida; Rhabditidae. The record is from the annotation of a GenBank genome assembly.